AGAGAGAGAGAGAGAGAGAGAGAGAGAGAGAGAGGACAGGUGGAGGUGUGGACAGGUGAGGAGAGAGAGAGGGAGCACACACUCACUCUGAAGCUCACUUUACCUGUAGCUCAGGUGAGAGAGAGGGGAGAGCGGCAGGCUGGAUCCGCAGUAUGCUGAGGGAGUCCCCUCACCUGGAAAGAUGUACGUGAGCUACCUGCAGCUGGAUAAGGACCCGACCAUGUACCCGCACCAGAACCCGGUGACCCGCCACCCGGGUAUCAGCAUCAGCCCGCAGAACUUCGCGGUACCGGGCCCGCCGCAGUACUCCGACUUCAGCUACCACCACCACCACCACGGCCUCAACAACGACCUGCACCCGGGGCAGCAGGCCGGGCCGGGCGGCGGCUGGAGCCCGGCCUACCCGCCUCCUCCGCCCCCCCGGGACGACUGGUCGUCUCAUCACUACGCCGCCGCGGCAGCAGCCGCCGCGGCCGGCGGGGCCCCCGCCUCGUCCACCGGAGCGGUGGGGCCCCCGCUGGGCUUCAGCCCCCCGGAGUUCACCGGGCAGUCACCUGCGCUGCUGCCCGCGUCCCUAAACGCGUCGACGGGGCAGCUGUCCCCCGGAUCCCCGCAGAGGAGGAACCCGUACGACUGGAUACGACGCAGCUCCGCUCCGCCCAGCAACCCCAACGGGAAGACGCGGACUAAAGACAAGUACCGGGUGGUUUACACCGACCACCAGCGGCUGGAGCUGGAGAAAGAGUUUCACUACAGUAAAUACAUCACCAUCAGGAGGAAGGCGGAGCUCGCCACAACACUCAGCCUAUCAGAGAGACAGGUGAAGAUCUGGUUCCAGAACCGCCGGGCCAAAGAACGCAAAAUCAACAAGAAGAAGCUCCAGCAGCCGGCCUCCUCCACGACCACGCCCACACCUCCGGCCGGCACCAACGGCAGCGGAGGAGGCGGCCUCCAUGGAAACGGCGGGAGCAGCGUUGCUAUGGUGACGAGCAGCAGCGGCAGCAACGGGCUGGUGUCGCCCUCCUCCCUGCCUUUGAACAUCAAAGAGGAGUACUGAGGAGGAGGAAGAUGUUUGAUUGGACGCUCGUGUCGGGGACGUGGACUAAAAAUUCUCCCCGACAAACUGAAAAAAACUUUCUGCAUCACUUCCCCGCUCUCUGACAACUUCCUGUCCGCCAUUUUUAAAGAUAAAGCUUGUUAAAAAAAGUUGAGAAACACAGACGGAAGACGUCACCAGCAACUCUUCCUCUCCCAUCAUCCUGCCCUCCUUUUCUUCAAACUCACAGAACUUUAUUUUAAUUCCGACGGAGAUCCAAAAACGCCCAAAGAAACCAAAACGAUGACGAGACGUGUUGAAUAUUUCCAUUUGAUGGAACGAUGCAGCCAUAAAAAAAACACGUCCUGGUAUCAGCAGAUAGAGGAUUCACUGUAUUUUACUGUCAGACAGUGUUGAAUAUAUGUUUGAACUCUAAAGCUACUUAAUAUUCAGGCUAAAUCCAGUUUCCAGAUGUUUGUUUGAUGAUGAUACACACUGUAUAAACAACACAAAUCCUGUUUUAUUAAGAAAUGUUUUCUCUACCUGCAGAGGACAAUAAAGUCUGCUGACAGUAACAGAAUCACUGCAGGCUUCUCGUUGUGAUCUGUGGCUGCAGAUCGUCGGGUCGUCAACACGACGCUGUUUCAUGAAUCACAACAAACUCUGUGUGUGACCUGCAGGAUGCACAGCUGAACUCUCAGGAUCCACUGCUUCGAUGUUUCCUGCUCCACACACUGUACAGUAAACGUCUUGUAAAUGUUCAUGAUUUCACCCAUCAGAAUGUAUCAUGUGUAUAUUUUGAAAUGUAAAACAUCUUAAGAAGGUUAAACUGCCUGAACGAUGAGAGCGACGUGAGCUCGGGUUGAAUAAUUAGUUCAAAGAUGUGUGAAAAUGUAAAAGCAGCUAAAAAAAACCCCAAGAUAAAUAAAACUUUAAAAUAUGAAAUUCAAUUAACGAA
Messenger RNA from Acanthopagrus latus (yellowfin seabream), 1994 nucleotides. RefSeq names its product caudal type homeobox 1 b (gene cdx1b). The coding region runs from base 182 to 1057 and encodes 291 amino acids. Gene Ontology annotation, cellular component: nucleus. Gene Ontology annotation, molecular function: RNA polymerase II transcription regulatory region sequence-specific DNA binding; DNA-binding transcription factor activity, RNA polymerase II-specific. The record is from RefSeq and is a predicted model, not a curated record. Gene Ontology annotation, biological process: anterior/posterior axis specification; embryo development; cell differentiation. The transcript has 3 exons. NCBI's taxonomy places the organism in Eukaryota, Metazoa, Chordata, Actinopteri, Spariformes, Sparidae.